UGCGGAUGUAACGGAUGUAACGGCUAGAGGUUGACAAACCCUUGGUCAGGAAAAUAAAGUAGAUGAUCGAUAUGCCGACGUGCCUGAGCCUUAGCUGACGCAUCCGCACAAUUUAUACAGAGGACCGUCCUUAAGUGUGUUUUCUCGGGAUCAGUUGGCUAAUGGGGGCCCUGGGGAAUGGCCGUCGCGGAGGACGCACACCUUCUCUGCUCUUCGCAGCACUCAUCGCCUGCGUACUGCUGCUCGGCUUCAACUACUGGGUCUCCAACUCGAGAAAUGUGGAGCUACAGGCCAAGCUGCUGGAGCUGGAGGAGCGUGUCCGGCAGGUGUCAGCCGAGCGGGAGCGGGAGCAGCUGAGCCGGAGCGACGCAGAGGAGCAGGUGCACCGGCAGACAGAGCAGCUCGCCCUGCAGGAGGACAGAAACCAGAAACAGCAGCAGAGCGCCCAGAACACAUGGAAGCUGGAGAAGGGCAAGCUGCUGCUCAACAUUUCCUCUAGUGCAAAAACCGUUCAGGAAAUGAAAAACCAGAUGAAGACUUUGUUGGAAGACCUCAGUAAAGUGCAGAAGGAGCUGCAGUCGUGUCAGAGCAACAUGAACACACUGAAUAAGAAGCUUACUUAUGACAUGACACAAUGCAACACCCAAAUCUUGGCCAUGAAGGAAGAGUGUAAUGAAAAGGUAGUCAAACAAGGGGUGCAGAAGAAGAAUCUGUCGCCUGGAGGCGAGAAGCAGUCAUCUGCAGCGGCUGGGGAUGCUGCGGUCUCCGCUCCGAAAGAUACCACUCCGAAGCUGUCCUCUGAAGGCCUGAAAAGAAAUGACACUGCUAAAAGUGUUGGUGAGCUCCAGCAUGCACAAGCACCCAACAAGGACCGCCUCAAAGCCAGUGAGAUACUGCAGGAAAAUGAUGACACGGCUGUAAAAGACUCUGACAGGUCCGAGUUGCCUGCCACUUCCAAGCCAUCCAAUCAGAACAGGACCCUGAAUGAUGUAGCCAAUGAGGAGGAUAUUGAAGAAGUAAUGGACAUCAAAGGGGAAGACCUGAAACCUGCAGGUGCUCUGCUAGACGCUGCAGUAAACGGGGAGGGGAAAGAAGAUGAGGCUAUAGAAUACGACAAUGAGGGCGAGAUUGAGAAGCGGCUGUCCAAGCUCAAAGAUGAGAAAGCAGCACAGGAGUUCGAGGAGGAGCUGGCCGACUACAACGGCGACGACGACAAUGAGCCCGAGUUUGAAGCUGACAAACAAGUAGAACUCGCCGAGAUGUAAUCAUGUGCAUACACACACACACACACACACACAUGCAGUCACACGCAUGUGCCUGGUAACAGAAUUUACACUGCAUUUAUCUGCAAACCAGAGUGACAGCUCCACCCUCAAAUAAUCAAACCGACCAUUACUUGCUGAGAUGAGCACACAGUAGGUUACAACUUGAUGUUCCUUUCAACAUAUACUUAGGAACUAAUGGCCAUUUGCACACAGCACAAGGUUUACAUCAUACAAAAAUUCACCAUACUGAUUAUUGCUACAUUACCAUUGUUUCUUUUUACUGGUUUUAGCCUCUUAAAGUGCAGCUUUUUUGCUUAUUGGAGAGAGGAGCCUGAACUGAGUGUAUAUACAACAUAUUGAAUUCCUCCUUUAAAUCACACAGAAAUAUGGACCCACUACACUAACAUCUGCAAAUUAACACCUCAGUGUAUCAGUUCAGUUGUGAAUUGCUUGUUGGAAAGAGAAAGCCAAACAAAAGUCCAUAUUUAGACCAACCAAAACUUUAUGCUCGAGUUCAAGUGCAAUCACAGUGCAGUUGCCUUGUCAUAACCUUAAUUAAGCUAGAUUUUGUACAUUUCACAAAGCUAAAUAAGUCAAUUGUAUGGAAAGACUGUUCCAUUAUGAAUCACAUCUUCCAGUGGAAAUUUACUGUAACUAAGCUAUUGCGGUUUCUUACAUUUUGUUGUAAAAAAAAACCAAACAAAAAAAAAAUUUGUUUUGGAUUGAUUUAAGUACCUUAGCAACACUUGAUUUAGAGACUAAAAACUUGAUAAUUUUUCUAAGACACCAUAGUUUGUGAUUUCUAAAAUCUAUUUAAAUUCCAGGUUAAUUCUUUUUACCUUGUACUUGUCUGGAUUUUUAAAGUAAUUUUAGUUGCUGAAAGACAUAACAUGAGUUGAAACAUGUCAAUAAAAACUAACAUGACAAAGCU
Messenger RNA from Electrophorus electricus (electric eel), 2196 nucleotides. RefSeq names its product Golgi membrane protein 1. Gene Ontology annotation, cellular component: Golgi apparatus. The record is from RefSeq and is a predicted model, not a curated record. NCBI's taxonomy places the organism in Eukaryota, Metazoa, Chordata, Actinopteri, Gymnotiformes, Gymnotidae.